GCCUCACUUUGACCAGUAACUGUUUUCCAAUGGCAUGCUCUUAUUAUUAUAUCAUCAUGUAUAUCAUAUAUACCUAAGUAAAGAACAUGCUUGCAUAAGUAAAUAUCCAAGAUUUGCCUAUGUCACAUUUUAGAUAAAAUGUAUCUAUACCUGAGGGUUUUUAUGCAUUAAAUAGGACACUUUCCUUUUUGGCUUGCUUUCUGCAUUACAUUUCUCUAGCUAUUAAGAUAUGACUAAUGCUCAAUUCAGCUGAAAUGCCAGAAUGCUACAAAAUUAGCUGUAUACUCAACAUGAUAAUUCUAGGCGCCACGACACCAGACAGACCCACACGGGGUUGAUGAAAUCUUGGGAGACCUCGCAUGGAGGAUGGUAAGCAGCAAUGCUCACCAGUGAUCAGGAAGACCAACAGAGCAGCACGUUCCCAGUUCCGUGGUCGAGAAAGUCGGUGGUGGAGAUAGUGACGUUGGACUGACACCACGUACCACAAGUGAACGUGUUCGAGAACAUUCGAAAAAACAAUUCCGCCACAAUUUGAGGAAGGAAAGACACAAAAAAAUUCCCAACACGCCUACACGAUAGUGGUUGACAGUUGACAGUUGACAGUGGACAGAACAAGCCAAGGAAGCACACCAUAUUCGAUUCAUUUCUCUUCGAUCCCACAAUCGCCAAGCGCGUUUAUUUUUUGUGGGCUACUACGUUACCGCUACCAUGCUUUCAACAGUGCUAACCAAGGCCCCUCUCUGGGCAAGGCUCAAGUCAGUCCCAUCCGAGCAUCCGUUUGCUUUCGGAGUUGUUAUUUCGGGUAUCAAGACCUCAUGUUCCGACUUGUUGGUUCAAAAAGUAAUCGAGCGCAAGGAACAAGUGGACUGGAAACGCAACGCUGCAUUCGCCGCCUUUGGCUUCGUCUACCUUGGAGGUGUCCAGUAUGCAAUCUACGUUCCAUUUUUUGGGAGACUCUUUCCCCGAACUGCCGCAUUUGUGGCCAAACCGUUCCGAGAAAAGGUCAAGGAUACCCGAGGGAUUCUUGGCACCGCGGCACAGGUAUUCCUUGAUCAAGCCGUUCAUCAUCCCCUCAUGUACUUUCCAGCUUUCUAUGCGACGAAAGAGCUCGUGAUGAAGGAGAAACCUGACGUUGGACGAGCCAUGAGCGAAUACCGACAAAACAUGAAAGAGGAUCUCUUGGCUCUCUGGAAAGUGUGGGUCCCUGCCACAUUCGUCAAUUUCUUCUUUGCUCCCAUGCAUCUUCGUAUUGUUGGCGUGGCCGCCACUUCUUUGGUUUGGACUUGCAUUCUCAGUGUAAUGAGAGGGGGCGAUGUGCAGCACGCUGAGGACAUGAUUGGAGGAGCUGUCACAGGGGCAUCUUUUACCCUGUUGAAGGAAGGGCUCGACGAAAGGUACAACACUAGUCCGGUCGAACUGGAUCCUGAUCAAGGCCAUCUCUGUAUCUCGGCAGCUGGAAAGCAACGACCAGGUCUUGUGGCCUUGUUGGCUCGUCAUGUUGCCAGUCAGGGUGGCAAUGUCACACACUCCAAAAUGGUACGAUUGGGGGAAGAAUUCAUCAUCCAAAUGCAUGUAGCUGUUCCGCAGGACAAGCAAGUUGACCUGUUGACUAGUUUAGAGUCCAACCCAACACUUCAUGAAUUCAAUAUUCAAGCCACAAAGUUGAACGUCCGAUGCUACAAGAAACAGGCCAAGGCUGUAAUUGGGAUGCAAAUCCAUUGCGUUGGCCGAGACCGACCCGGUAUGUUAGCGGCUGUUGCUGAAAGAAUCGCAGGAAAAGAUAUGUCCAUUGAAAGCGUUGAGACCCAACUGCGCAUGCACGGGGAUCAACGUGAGUUUGUGGUGGACGCACUUGUCAGCUCAAAUAAUGAAUCGGACAAGGAGAACUUGACGGAUUUGCUGAACGACCUCAGCAAAAUAAAGGAGGAGCUGGGUCUUGACACUCUAGACAUUCGUGUUCAAGGCUGCGUGAAGGACUAAAUUGCACUUUGAGAACAACUACCUCAGCUUCCAACGCCCAAUCGUUCAGAGUGAAUUGCUGUUUCCCAAUUUUGAAUUGACCCAUCCAUGUACACACGGUGACUCCCACCAAAUCACAACCAGCCUUCCAUUGCAUAACAAAUCGGCGAGGAGUCACCCAGAUCAAGCGCGGAAACGACAAUCCACCCUUAUAUUAUUGCUUGAUCAGAAUCAAUCCACAGGUUUUAAGUUGAGUCUGUGGGUAUCUCUGCUUGUCCAAAUCAUGCCACGAGACCACCACACCGGUGCUACAGGCUGCUAGUUCUCACUUAGUUAAGAAUAAUUUUGCUAUCAAUCUUCUGAUUCGAUUCAGUACUGUAGCUACCGGUAAAUUUGUCUCAGAGCCGCCGGUAUGGUAUCACGCCCUUCACAUGUUUCUAAAUUUCCGUACCGAUACGGCGUCAGAAGAAGAGCGUCACUGGAGAUCCAUGUACUUCAAGCCUCACUGUGUUGCCAUACUGCUAUCGGGCGACUAAGUAUGUAGUAGCCAAACAACAAGUCG
Messenger RNA from Seminavis robusta, 2521 nucleotides. The record is from the annotation of a GenBank genome assembly. Lineage: Eukaryota; Bacillariophyta; Bacillariophyceae; Naviculales; Naviculaceae.